AUACAAAUGAUAGCUAAUUAACUCGACUGCCACAAAUUGAAGUUGCAGACCUUAUGGCUUUGUAUUGUGGGUAUUGUAGUCCACGGCUAAUUCGAAAUAACUUAACGUUCACUAUCACGUUAUGGCUGCCUGCUCUUGGACGGUGAACUGUACAGAAUGUCUGCCGUUGGGCUGCUUACACGCCUGGAGUGGACAAGUAAGACGAUGACAGUUGCACCGAGGUGACCGUGGCGAGGGCGAGUACACAACGCAGAAGCCAGUGGGUCCAGGCAUUCGUAUAAACCUUCUGCACAGAGAAGUGGGUGACUGAGUUUGACUUGCCGGCCAAGCCCAGAUUAGCUGAUGUAUGGCUUGUUCCUUCAGCUAAAUACGCCAUCAGGGGACCCCGGUGUGCAGGAAACCGUGCUCACACUUCAUCCCCAUCAGUUGCAAAAACAGGAUAUUUGUACGCGUCCGUGCCUGCCAUGGGUUUCCUGAGGAUCCUCUCUAGCACUAUGGCAAGGAUGAGUACCUUCAGAUCUUACCAAAUGGUACUGCUCUUGGCAGCCGCGCUGGCCGUGGUUGCCUUCUACUACUUUGGUUCGGAGCGGCACAGUUUUUCCAGCACCACGAAACGCAUCAGACAGUCCCAAGCUAGCCAGAACGCGAACCGAAACGACGCAGACCUUUCUCUAGACACCAGACCGGAGCACAAGGAAUCGAAGAUUGCUUUAGAGGCAAAUGACGCCGCGCGACAGGGGGACGCGAGUCCUGCGUCAGUUGAAUACCACGCGCUCAUGAUGUUUACCAAAGUGGACAAGAGUAGGGGGCUGCAAGCAAAAUUCCAGGUAGCCGUGAGGUCCAUGGCGAAGCACGGCAGCUUCCUGGAAGGUGAAGCGCUCGUGCUUCACUUUGUGAGUGACGAGGCCAGCCGAGAGCUUGGCGAGAAGAUGCUGCCCGAACUGCUCAUGGACGCGACCUUUCUGUACCAGGUGGUGUUCCAUGAUGUGAGCAGCCUGUCGGAGAAGCUCCUCCCCAUCGUGGAGGUGAUGCAGAAGCACUUCAGCGCUGGAUCCGGCGCUUACUUCAGCGACGCCAUCUUCUUCCUGUCUGUGGCCAUGCACCGCAUCAUGCCUGCAGAAAUGAAGCGCAUCGUGCAGCUGGACCUGGACCUGAAGUUCCGGAGCAACAUCCGGGAUCUGUUUCAGGAAUUCUCCCACUUCCCGCCCGGAGCUGUGAUCGGAAUCGGCCCCGAGCUGCAGCCGGUGUACAGGCACAUGUUCUGGCAGUACCGGAAGGAGAACCCCAAGUCCAAAGUGGGCGAGCCCCCCCCGGACGGGCAGCCGGGCUUUAACAGCGGGGUGAUGCUGCUGGACCUGGAGGCCAUGCGCCGCUCGGCUCUGUACAACCAGCUGCUGGAGCCGGGCCGGGUCGCCGGGCUGGCCGAGAAGUACCACCUGCAGGGGCACCUGGGCGACCAGGACUUCUUCAGCCUGAUCGGCAUGGAGCACCCCGAGCUCUUCAGCCCGCUGCCCUGCGGCUGGAACCGCCAGCUGUGCACCUGGUGGCGCGACCACGGCUACGGCGACGUCUUCCAGCUGUACUACCGCUGCGAGGGCCCGGUGCACAUCUACCACGGCAACUGCAACACCUCCAUCCCCGACGACUGAGCGUCACCGCGGCAACUGCAACACCUCCAUCCCCGACGACUGAGCGUCACCGCGGCAACUGCAACACCUCCAUCCCCGACGACUGAGCGUCACCACGGCAACUGCAGCACGCCCAUCUCUCGAUGACUGAACAUUACCACGGCAACUGCAACAAGCCCAUUCCUGAUAACUGACCAUUCCCACGGCAACUGCUGCGACCCUUCCCAAUAACUGUCAUUACCAUGGUAACAGAGACUGAGCAUGUUUUCAUGGCUACAUGCCUGUCACCAGUGACUAAAUGCAUUACCAUGGAAACAUGCACAUCUCUGACAGCUAAGCGCAUUAUCACAGCAAUAGUCAAUAGUCUUCCCUGAUGACUGAACACAAUUACCCCAGCAAACUACAAGAAACCCAUCCCUGACAAUCCCUGUUUUCUUCACUGUUACAUGACGCUAGCUGUACAGGGUUUCAAGUGAACUGUGUUUAACAUACCUCUGAGGAGUGUACGUUAGCUGCCCAAGUGUUCCAUCUCUGGGGCUUUUAGGAACAGAGAUGUUGGAACACCUGGUCACUGUCCCCUUGACAUUUUGCAGGACAGACCAGCAGGUCUGGAAGUCAGACGUCAAACGUGCACCGCAAGCUCUUCAUCUGAAAGGUCUUCAGUUCAGGCUGAAUUUCGCAGCAAACCAAAAAUCACCUGUAAGUUGGGAUUCAAGUGAAAUGUUUGUGAGUCUCAGUCUUCAUGUUUAGCUCGGGUGCCUUGAGAUGUUCAUCCCUGUGCGCGUCUUCAUUGCAUCUCUGGACUCUCAAUCAAACUGUGGGGCAGGUGGGGGGUGGGGGGGACGGCAGAUGGGUGGGGGGGGUCACCAGCACGGCGUCGCCGCGUGACGAUCUGAGGCGGGGGCUGGCCUCGCGCCAGGACCCGCCAUUUUAUCCCGCUAACGCCGGCCGCAGGUGAGGAUGGCGACGUUCCAGUCACCUCGCCUCUGUUCCCCCCCCCCCCCCCCCCCUUAAUCCUCCCGUGGGGAGGCCGGGGGUCUGGCUCCUGCCCAGCUUCUCCUCCAUGCUACGCUAACGCGCGCCAGCUGGGCUGUGCGUUAACCUGGUUUAUAAUGCGCCGGAUCCGCGGUACGGCACGGGGAACCGCUCUGAGAACUUCCACAGAGCUCUGAGAACUUCACUCAUCUGUCAUCCUUUCAUUUUUAUGUACUGUACACGGGAAUGAUGGACUCACAUAAAUAAUCAGUAUGAUAAUAAAGGGCUGUAUUUCAGUUUCGAUGCCCCCCCCCACCAUCUCUGUGUAUGUCCAAUCAGGGGCCGGCAUUUGGCACUGUGGCCCUGUGUGAUGGUAUUGCCUGCUCUAAGUGGGUACAGACAGGCCUUGGGGGCUGGUGGUGGUGCCCUUAUGGGGUUUGGGUGCCGGUACGACACAAACGCUCCAUCAGAAGCGGGAAGUCAAAGCAGGGGCGUGUCAGCGGGCGUCGUGAUUGGCUUGUUCCCUCACGUCGACCCGCAGGCCGAUCGAUCCGAGAAGGUUCUGGAGAAAGCGCUUCGGGACCGCGUCCAAGCGAGUGUAACGAUGGCAGCAGUACGUUAAAAAAAUGAAAAGAAAAGA
Anguilla rostrata (American eel) is the source of this 3243-nucleotide messenger RNA. RefSeq names its product xyloside xylosyltransferase 1 (gene xxylt1). The coding region runs from base 465 to 1649 and encodes 394 amino acids. Gene Ontology annotation, biological process: protein O-linked glycosylation via N-acetylgalactosamine. The record is from RefSeq and is a predicted model, not a curated record. NCBI's taxonomy places the organism in Eukaryota, Metazoa, Chordata, Actinopteri, Anguilliformes, Anguillidae. Gene Ontology annotation, cellular component: endoplasmic reticulum membrane. Gene Ontology annotation, molecular function: xylosyl alpha-1,3-xylosyltransferase activity. The transcript has 5 exons.